GAAAAGCCUCUUCCACACGCCGACACAGGGUCGGCGGAUUUGGGCCGUCUAGGUUGCCCAAGGAUUACCACCAGCAUCAGCAUCUAAGAUCCCCCCCCCGUUGAAAGCCGCCUCCAACGUCUGGGCGGGGGGCAGGUUCAGGGUGGGAGAGGCAUCGAUCCCCAAUCGCCCAUGGAUCGCCGAUUGGGGGCCCGACGGCCCCAGCCUGCCCAGCCUCCCCAGGGCGGGCCUGGCCCGGCGAUGCGGGAGGUGGUGUGCGCGGACGCGCUGGAGUGGCUGCCGAGGCCCGGGUCGCUCCCGGACGGGUCGCUGGUGCUGACGUCGCUCCCCGACGCGUGGUCGGUGCGGGGCCUUCCCGAUGGGGUCCGAGCUGGUGGGCGUCGGAGGAUCGCGCCGGCGCCUCGAUGCCUCGGCGAUGCGCCGAAGGACCAAACAGCGGCACAGGCCGCAGGCCUGGGCGGCCUGGUUCCAGGGCGCCGUGCGCGCGGUGCUCCGCGCGCUGCCCACUGGGGGCGCGGCGGUGUUCUACCAGACGGACGUGCGGCUCCCGGAGGAGGGGCGGCAGGUGAGCAAGAGCUACCUGGUACUGCGGGCCGCCUCGGAGGUGCAGGGCGUGUCCCUGCGCUGGCACAAGGUGGUCCACUUCGGCAACGUCGACAAGCCCUCGGUCUCCGGCCUGCAGUACACCCACUUGCUGUGCCUGGUGCGCAACGACGGGCCCCUGGCCGCGGUGUGGCCAGACGGCCGGGCGGACUUCGGGAGCAGCAUACCCGACGUUGUGGCGCGCGGGCGCAAGCCCCCGCAGCUACGGAACAACGCGCGGUCAUGGGCGUGAACGCCACUCUGCUGGUGCUCAAGUGGGCGAUGCGCCGCAUUGCGGGCCUUCGGCUGGUGGUGGACCCCUUCUGCGGGGCGGGGACCACGCUGGCGGUGGCGAACUUCCUGGGGCUCCGGGCCCUCGGCGUCGACCUGUCUCCCCGGCGAGUGAAGCAGGCAGCCGCGCUCGACGUGAGCGAGCUUCUGACGCGGGAGCGGCGUGCGACCGACGGCCCAGAGGAUGGCCCAGCGGCCUCGGCCCGGCACCCGGGCAGCCUCGGCAGCUCCGCUGGGAGCACUGGCCUGUGCACGGUGCACGACGCCGACGCCGAUGAUAACCAACGGACGCAGUACCGAUUUGUUCCAGAUCCUGUUCCGGAAACGUUCCACGACGUCCAGCACACGGUGGAUGGGCUGGCGCAUGGCAGGCUUUCGCGCGACAGCAAUGGGUCCAGGGACAGCCGUGGGUCCAAGAUCGUGCCACUGACGGAGAUCGGGCUGCGCGGUGGGAGGAACGUCACGAUCAUGGGAUACGUGUCGAAGAGGGACCGAGGGAUCUCGGGCGAGCUUGCGCGUGGUGGGGGCGACUGGGAGUCCCACAUCCUGUCCAGCCUAUGCGACCCCUGGCACGAGGAGGGCGCGAGGGGGGGGCAUUUCCUCGACGUGGGUGCCAACAUCGGCACCUACACGCUGCCCAUGGCCGACUGCAUCCGGGGCAGCGGCUCUGUGAUCUCCGUCGAGGGCAUGCCGAGCAUAGCAGAGCACCUCAGAGCAGGCAUCGUGGAGAACAAGGCUGAGAACGUCGUCCUCUACAACUACGCCAUUGGCGGAGACACCCCAGAGAACUCGGUGGUCAUGCAGCUCGACGGCAAGAACAAGGGCGGGUCGCACAUUACCGGGAACAAACCUGGUGCGUCCGGCGUCUACACGGUCGAGGUGCCGCUGACGACCCUGGACUCCAUGCUCCACCAGGAUCCAAGGAUGAGGGCCAUUCUGAGCGCGAAGGUCGACAUAGAGGGUAACGAGGGCCGCAUGCUUCGUGGCGCGGAGGAGCUCUUCUCGAAGUACCCGCCCUGCUACCUGUGUAUCGAGCUCGUGCCCGAGUGGCUCAACAGCACAGGCACUCCUGUAGAAGUCAUCCUUCCGAUGCUCAAGGACUACGGCUACAGGGGUGUGCCCGAGACGGAGUGGUUCUUGCACUCCAGUUGGCGCGCAAAGACGAUCCGACUCCACCAGAAGGCCCACCGUGCUUGGGUCGCGUCUCUGCGCGAAGUGACCGCGCUGGACGUCUGCGACGCCUCUGAAGUUGGAAAGGCCGCUACAGAGAGGCGAAGCUGCUUCCCCGACGUCUGGACCUGGCCGCGCGCCGCCAUGGCCGAGCUCGCCAGCCUCGCCUCCGGCGCCUCCCCGCACCAGACGAGCCAGGGCGGCGCCUGGGCUCCCCCGCAGCAGCAGAGCGCCCCCGACGAGCUCCGCAAGGCCGUGGCGGCGGAGGACUGGGCCAGGAACUACACCGAGUCCAUCCGGGGGAUCCGCAUGCAGGCCGACUGGUCCGCGGGCCCCGAGCGGUGCGCCAUGCUGCAGGCGAUCGCGGCCACCUCGCGGGCGCGCCGCGUCCUGGAGGUCGGGAGCUUCUGCGGCGCCGCGGCGCUGGCGCUGGCCGAGGCGCUGCCCGAGGGCGGGGAGGUGCUAUCGCUGGAGCUGGACGAGUACGCGGUGGACUUCGCCAAGCGUUUCCAGACGCGCAGCCCCUUUGGCCACAAGAUUAAGCACAUGGUGGGGCCCGCGGAAACCUCCCUGAAGGAGCUCGCGGAGAAGGCCGUGGACGGCAAGCCUUUCGAUCUCGUCGUACUGGAUGCCGACAAGGAACGUAUGGAGAUGUAUCUCGAUCUGCUCAGGAACACCCCGGGGAUGCUUAGCGAGGACUCCGUCGUCUGCAUUGAUCUCACCCCUUUCAAGGGACAGCCGCCGCUGCGCUACCAGAAAUAUGGCUUCCCUUACCUGGAAGAAGGGUCUGGUCAGAAGGCCAUCGACGCCCUGCGAGCCAGGAUGGCCGCCGAGCCGGAUGUCGCCGCGUACGAGUUUGGGCAGAUGAUGGUAGUGCAGAGGAGGCGGAACUAG
Messenger RNA from Prorocentrum cordatum, 2937 nucleotides. NCBI's taxonomy places the organism in Eukaryota, Dinophyceae, Prorocentrales, Prorocentraceae. The record is from the annotation of a GenBank genome assembly.